AUGAACUGUGUGUACCAUAGCAAGGCAGCAUGUGUGGAGUUCCUUCAGGCCGUUGAACGCCUGCGCCCGAGUUGGUGGACACCACCGUGUGCAGAGUUUUUGCGUCGCGUGGAGUGCACCCCAACCGUCUCUGUGCAACCAGGUGAAAAGAUACUGGUUGUUUUGGAGGGCCUCGACGGCGUCGGAAAGUCCGUCGUGGCAAAUUCGCUGCUUGAAAAGCUUGGCGGAUCAGCAACACUGCUGCGCACGCCGGAUCCUGGCCUCAGCGACAUCCGCAAGCUCUUCCGCGAGCAGCAGGAGGAAACUGUGCGGGCCUUCUACAGCGCCGCGAAUUAUCUGGCAGCAUGGGACGCGCUCAAUGCCAUCCAGGAGCGAAGGAUUGUGCUGUUUGAUCGCUGGUGGUGCUCCACGUGUGCCAUGGCACUCGCAAACCGUUGCAAGCUGGCGACGCUUCCCGUGGCGAGCGACGCAGUGUACCGGUGGCCGCAUGACCUUCCUCCGUUCCAGCUGGGAGUGCUACUGUACGUUGACGAACACAUCCGUCAGGCACGAAUACGUCAGCGUGCCCCGGAGGAUGCAGAGGAGCGGCGACUCAGUGCGCAGCAGGAGAUGCGUGCGGUUGCGAUGGAGGCGUAUCGUCGCUUUGGCUUGCUCACCGACGUCCAAGUUGCCACGUACGGUGUGGCGGUGAACCGUAUUUUGGCCCUGAUGACGGAGAAGGGUCUGCCGCACAGUGCGACACCCUUCACAGAGGAGGAGUUGGCGGAAAUGAGCCCCUUCUAG
Molecule: messenger RNA, 783 nt
Organism: Trypanosoma rangeli
Lineage: Eukaryota; Euglenozoa; Kinetoplastea; Trypanosomatida; Trypanosomatidae
Product: UMP-CMP kinase 2, mitochondrial
Exons: 1
Coding region: 1-783 (260 amino acids)
Biological process (GO): dUDP biosynthetic process; dTDP biosynthetic process; dTTP biosynthetic process
Cellular component (GO): mitochondrion; cytoplasm
Molecular function (GO): dTMP kinase activity
Source: RefSeq, a predicted model, not a curated record